AUGGAUUAUCGUCACCAGUUUGAAGAGGUUGCCGCGUUGAUGUUGGGGGAGCUUGAGGAGGUCUUGACGGCGGUGUUCUUGAAUGGAUUAAAGCCUGAGAUUCGGGCUGAAAUAAAACUCCAACAGCCCAAUUUAAAAUUCGUAAACGGUUAUGGCAAGAUUGCACUACCUUUGACCAAUCUCCUCCGCAAGGAUGCCUUCCAUUGGAUAGAAUCAUCUCAAAAAGCAUUUGAAGAACUUAAACAAGUCAUUACCACGGUACCUGUCUUAUCAAUGCCCAAUUUCUCUAAGACAUUUAUCAUUGAAACAGACGCAUCGAGGCAAGGAAUCGACGCUGUGCUAAUGCAAGAGGGCAGACUGCUGGCAUUCCUUAGUUAG
Molecule: messenger RNA, 378 nt
Organism: Pistacia vera
Lineage: Eukaryota; Viridiplantae; Streptophyta; Magnoliopsida; Sapindales; Anacardiaceae
Exons: 2
Coding region: 1-378 (125 amino acids)
Source: RefSeq, a predicted model, not a curated record